AUGUCGAAGCAAGAAGAUGCGCCGGAUGGUGUACCCAAUUCUGCGAGCGCGAAACCGUCCCCGAGGCCAGAGGCGCCCAAACUCGACCCUGUAUACUACACAUGGAGCAGCACCUUUUCUAUUCUGAUGGGUCGCUAUGUGACCGGCAACCGCGAUGUUCCCCUGGAGCGCAAAUACUUUGAGGAGAUGGAUGCGACAAAAGCAGAAUCGUACUGCAAGCGCUGCGAAACCAGCCGCGACUACCUCCUACAAUACUCGCCCAUCGUAAAGUUUAUGAAGGACGAGGUGGCAAAGCUGGGCGGCGAUCUCAAUGGGCAAAAUAUACAUUGCAGGAUGUGCACGGCGGAGCAGAGCGGAGGUUUCCACGUCGACCAUGGCAUUAUGCUGUGUGCGAACAAGUUUCGGAAUCGCGGACACCAGGAGGAUACAAUGGCGCAUGAGAUGGUACACGCAUGGGAUCAUCUGAAGUUUAAGGUUGAGGACAACAAUCUGAGACAUCAGGCAUGCUUGGAGAUCCGCGCCUCCACCCUCUCUGGUGAAUGCCGCUUCACCCGCGAAUUCUUCACUAAGAACCAAUGGCGCAUAACAGAACAAUUGCAAAAUUGCGUGCGGCGCCGCGCAACGUUGUCUAUGAUGGCCCGCCCCGGCGUAAAAGACGACGUCCACGCCGCUAAAAUCGUGAACGAGGUGUGGGAUAGCUGUUUCAACGAUACGAGACCUUUCGACGAGAUAUACCGGUAA
Molecule: messenger RNA, 741 nt
Organism: Didymosphaeria variabile
Lineage: Eukaryota; Fungi; Ascomycota; Dothideomycetes; Pleosporales; Didymosphaeriaceae
Gene: ATP23
Product: Mitochondrial inner membrane protease atp23
Exons: 2
Coding region: 1-741 (246 amino acids)
Biological process (GO): mitochondrial proton-transporting ATP synthase complex assembly; mitochondrial protein processing
Cellular component (GO): extrinsic component of mitochondrial inner membrane
Molecular function (GO): metalloendopeptidase activity
Source: RefSeq, a predicted model, not a curated record